UAUAAUACACAGUCAGUAGUCAGCAACCUGUCGUGAUCGUGCUAACUUGAAAUGCUUCUUCUCGCGGAUUUCAUUUUCUUGCUAUUAAUAAACUCGUCUAUGACAUCAACACCUGAAUCACCAAGCUACGAUGCCGGUGUUGUGGAAUUUAAUUACGGUAACAAUCGAAAUGUUGAGCCGAUAGCUUUGUUAGAGUCUAAUCUGAAUCAAUACUUGGAAAUCAUGACCGACGCACCAGCCAAUCUUGAUAUAAUCGUUUUCCCCGAAAUGACUUUAAAUCAAUUGGAGACGGCUGUUGAGAUACCAGAGGUUGAGCAACGAGUUUCACCGUGUGAUAGCGACACUUUCCCAACUGAAAAUGUUUUGAAACAAAUUUCGUGUGCUGCUAAGACGUUUAAACGUUAUGUUGUCGUCAAUAUGGUGACCAGAGCGAAGUGUCCUGAUGCCGACAUGAUCGCACAAAUGGAUCCGAGGAAAUGUGCGGAUCGGGAGGAUGGAUUCAGUUAUUACAAUACAAAUGUCGUGUUCGAUCGAAGCGGAACAGUCAUAUCGCGGUAUCGAAAGUUUAAUUUGUUCGGGGAGAGAGUGGAUAAGCCGUUCAAACCAUCACUUGCCUAUUUCGAUACCGAUUUUGGCGUUAGAUUCGGACAUUUUAUUUGCUUUGACUUGCAGUUCCGUUCUCCAGCCCUAGAACUGGUCAGAGAGCACAACAUCACCGACAUAGUGUUCUCAUCGAUGUGGUAUUCGGAGCUUCCAUUCCUGACGGCCGUUCAACUUCAGAAAUAUUGGGCUUAUUCAACCAAUGUUAAUCUAUUGGCGGCUGGAUCAAAUAAUCCACUCGUCGCAUCAACCGGAUCAGGAAUCUAUGCGGGACGAAAGGGAUCACUGAUUUCUGUUAUGGAAGGAGCGAAUACAUCAAAGUUGUACACAGCAACCGUUCCGAAACGAGGCCUCGGCGACUAUAUUGAAGUCAACGAACGAAUAGUCAGAUAUUCUAAGAAUGAAAUGGCAUCGUUGGAUCUGUGGCGGGAUCAGCUCGAACCGUAUUCAAUUUCUUUCCUUGAGGAUAAUGUGCAAAUGGAUGCAAAUUCAACGCACUCAUUGGAACGGUGUAAUGGAGACCUUUGUUGCACAUUUCUUUACAGCAUUGAAACAAUUACCGCAUUUGUGCCACAUUAUAGAUACGCUUUUGCGGUUUAUCAUGGUAAGAGAACAUUUAGCGGUUUGGCCGAUGGCGGUAUUGUAGUAUGUGCAGUUAUUGCGUGCCAAUCCGAUGAUGUAGCAACAUGUGGCACCAGAAACGAAACUCUUGAGUUCGCACAUCAUUUCCAUAAAUUGGAGAUUUUCGGUACGUUUCCUUCUGGCGAUCAGUACAACUACAUGCCAAACACGUUGGACUCAUCAAUUAUGCCUCUGGGAGUGAACGAAAUGUUUUUCGAACAAACAGUCGGUUCCGCAGAGACAAACAUUAAAAUAAGUUUUCACAAUAGUUCAAGACAGGACCUUUACACGUUUGGAAUUUACGGACGAGACUUUAGUUUGGAUGUUGGAUCAACUGCAUAUGUUAUACGAAUACACUGGGUGUUCAUUGUUGGAUUUGUUACGUUGUUGUUAGGAUAGUUCUUAAUCUUAAACAUUUUCACACCCAGAUUGAGCGAUCAGUGCCCCACGGCACUUUGAUGCCAUAUUAUUUACACUAACCGAAACGCAAGACAUUUCUACUUUUGAGCCCUAGAAAGGUCUAACGAGGGUAUUUCAAGUUUUAAAAAAAUCAUUUGGGAGCAAUACGGUCAUUUCGACACCAAUUUCGAUUACAUACGUUGUAUGAUGGCCGUGAUAUGCACAAACUCUUUAUACUGUUCUUCUAGAACUCAAAUGUCGGAGGAGAAAUGUUUUACUUGCACCCAAGGGGCACACCGUUGACACUUGCGAUAAUUUUCAUUUUGGCAGGACUUCGCAAGCAAAAUAGCUUCCGUAAUUGUUUGGAGAUUGUUAUUUUGUCACGAGGGAUUUUUGUUCUCUCCUUCGGCUCUGCCUACAAACCUCCCUCUCGG
Molecule: messenger RNA, 2054 nt
Organism: Bradysia coprophila
Lineage: Eukaryota; Metazoa; Arthropoda; Insecta; Diptera; Sciaridae
Product: vanin-like protein 1
Source: RefSeq, a predicted model, not a curated record